Molecule: messenger RNA, 8936 nt
Organism: Diabrotica balteata
Lineage: Eukaryota; Metazoa; Arthropoda; Insecta; Coleoptera; Chrysomelidae
Source: the annotation of a GenBank genome assembly
GACAUUCAAACAUUCAAUUUUUGAUAUCCAUGUCUUAUCUGCAUUUAAACUUUAAAUGCCAAUUUUGACAGUAUUUAUUAUUUUCGACAAAGCCUUUCUUUAUAAAAUUACACGUGAACCUUAUUUGGGGCAGACCAAGUAUUUGUAUAUUGCAAAAAUAUUAAAUACUUAAAAACAGGUAACCCUUAGGAAUACCAAAAAAUUCUAAAUUGGACGUUCGGAAUGUCAUAUCGAAAUUUUGCUAUCUAAUAAACUAACAAUAUGGAAUUAGUCGAUAAUAAUGAAGCUUCAGAUUCAAAAGUAUCGAUUUUUAGUUCUCCUACAUCUUCGGACUGUGGAGAUGGAGACUUUGAAACAGAUGUCACAAGCGAUACGAUGGGUCUUCGCUCUCCCAGUGGACCAAUGCGGGGCAGGUCUGUCAAGGAGUUUGAAGAACAACUUAACAACCUUAAAAAGGAAAACUUUCAUCUUAAGCUUAGGAUAUAUUUUUUAGAAGAAAAAAUGGGAUCAAAUUUUACAUUAGAUAAGGACAAUGUUGUUAAGAAAUAUAUAGAAUUACAAGUGGAUUAUGCUAAUUUAAAAAAAGAAAUUGAAGAAAAACAAGACCUUCUUUGCCAGGCUGUGAAAGCAAUAGAACUGGAGGACGAAGAGCACAAAAAAUACGUAGCCGACAAAGAAGACCAAAUAGCCAUGUUUCAACAAGAGAUAGAAGAUCUUAGGACUCAAUUGCAGGAUAUAAGAUAUGACUCAGAAGGAGCUUCCCUGAGGUCAGAUACUACUGGAAUAUUUAGCAAUAAAGCUUCAAGUAAUACAACGAACGAACUCCAACAGAGAAUUAAAAAUCUGGAACAAGAGCUCCAACUGGAAAAAGAAAACAACGCAUCAUUGCAAUUUGUGAUCUGUCAAGCGGAAACCUUAGAAGGUCGUUGUCAAAACAUGCAAAAAGAACUCCAGACUAAAGAGGAAAUCAUAAAAACUCUGCAAAUUGAAAAUGAAUCUCUAAAUACUAGAAUUUCAACAACCGCUAUUCAAAUGAAGGAUAUACAAAAUAAAUUGGAGACAAGUUAUAAAGAGAACCAAGCAUUAUCUAAAAAGAUUACAACAGAGGCCAAGAAAUUCGAUGACCUGGUAUCCCAGUACUCGGAACUUAAAAAUAAAUAUUCUGGUACCAAAGCGGAACUAGAGAGAGAACAUAAACAAUCUGAAAGGUUGAAAUCGGCAAACGAUAGAAAAAUGUUUCAAUUAGAGGAAGAAAAUGAUAUAUUCAAGUCGAAAAUUCGAGAAUUGCAAUCAAAGUUGGACGCGGCGUUAACAGAAAUAAAGAAAAACCAAAAUAUAGCGGACCCAACAACACCUUCAGGAGCUACGGAAAAGAACACAAAACAUUUACAAAUAACUCCUUCCGAAACCCAAAAGUCUUCCUCUUCAUUGACGUCCUUGGGAUCACCAUCUGUAGGUACACCGGAAAAGUACAACAUUGAUUUUGAAGAUUUGCUUAGGAACUCUAAAAGCGAUAAAAUUAUCAGUAUAUUUACUUCUCUAAAAUACGAUUAUGACGCACAAAAGCAGAAAUUGUUAAAGCUUAAAGCGGAGCAGUUCAAAGCCUGCGAGAUAAUCAAAAAUAUGAUAGAUUCUAGAAAUAAAGCCAACGAAGAAAUAUCCCAAUACCAAGUACAAAUUAAGAAUUUAGAAAAAGAAUUAGAAUCCGUCGUGUCUAAGCCAACUAGUGACGGGGAUGUUCCGCCGAAACGAGUCACCAGGACAAAUGAGAAAUCAAUGGAGGAAUCGAAAUCUGAAGAUAUGGAGGUAGCUGAUCUUUACAAGGCUCUUACUUUCGAGCUAGAAGCUAAAAUUGAGAUUUUGGAGGCAACUUUAAAAGAAAAAGACAAUCACAUUCAAAAAAUCCGCGAACAGUAUGACGAACUACUUAUCAGCUUGGAAGAUAAAGAGAAUAGAAUAACAGAACUUGAAUUCGAACUUCUUGCCGCAAACCCUGACGCCAAAAUGGAUAGGUCGAGCCAAGAAAAAGGUGAUACAGCUUCAGAAAAACGUAGUAGCUUCUACAAACAAGAACUAGAAGAAAAGGAUAAGGAAAUAGAACGACUCAACGGAGAAUUGAAGAAAUGUUCGUGUUAUUUGCAAGAAAUUGUUAAUAAAGAAUUGUGGGAUAAGAAUAAAGAAAUAGAAAAGUUGCAUACCCGACAGGUUAACUCGCCAGAGGUAUUAAGAUUGAGAAAAGAUCUGACUGGAAAAGAACAACAACUUAAAGUUUUGAAGGAGAAAAUUUCGGAACUUGGUUUAGAUUUAAAUAUAAGCUGUGAUGCUGAGUUGAAAGACUUAGCUUCUUCUUCAAAAAUGCAACAUAUCAAAAGUCUUCAUGAAGAACUCAAGGCGUGUAAAGAUGAAAGAGACUACUUCAAAGAAAAACUUAAAGAACUGGAAGGAGCUAACUAUCCUGAGAUAAUAGAAAAAUUAAAGAGCCAUACAGUUUCGCUUAAAUCUGACUUGGAGAAAUCAGAAAAACUGAAACGUGAAUCCAACAAGAUUUGUGCAUUACUGAACUGUCGACUCGAAGAACUAACGGUAUUUUUAGAUUCCCUUUUGAAACAAAAGUCCAUUUUGGGUUACAUAGGAAUGCAGAAAGAAAGAAAGUUAAGAGAGAUCAUUAACAGCAGUCUUGAUCUUUCAAAAUCAUUCAACAUGAGUUUGGGUAUUAACCCAGAUCAAAGUCUAGCUCAACUUUCAAACAUAACAUCAAUUUUAAAUGGAUCCGUUUUUAAAGAAUUAUCUCUGUGUGAACCACAAGAACAAGAGGAAAGCACAGAAAUGUUGAGUAUAAUUCCAGGCAACAUAACACUAACGUACCAAAGCCAUUUAUACAAGCAAAGCAAAAAGCCUGAGCCUAACAGUGAAGAAGUGAUUUCCGCAUUAAGGGAACAAAUCAUUAAUUUAAAAUCGGAGCUACAACUUAGAGAUAACGAGUUGAAUAGAUUAAAUGCCGGUAGUAAAAUAUCCGACACUGAUGAAGACCAAAGAAAUAAAGAUUUGAGUGGAUAUGUAAGAGAACUAUCGAAAUAUGUUACUCCAACCAAAAGUAAUACCACAUCGACGACGUUGAAAUACCAAAGUGAAUGCCAUUCGGAAUCAGAAGGGUGGUCAGAGCCUGACAGGACAGUUUCCAGGGCCCGAAUGGGUUUAAAUCAGUCGCUUCCAAAUACUAGUUUUACCAAAGUGACACGUCUGAGUGAAAGUACUGAAGAUGAUUCUGCAUGCAGUGUUAGUCCAAAGUUAAAGCUGUAUUAUGAAAAACAACAGGUUGCCGAACUUCAGCAGCAAGUAAGUGAGCUUCGGGUUGAAUGUGAGCAGCGUUCAGAACAAUUAAAACAAAUGGUAGCUGGAGAAUUAUACGAACAAGUAAAGAGCAGUUUAGAAGAAAGUGAAAGAAAGAUACUGCAAAUCGAAUCUCUCAAAAAGGAAUUGGAAAACCAAGUAACUGAUCUCAAAGAACAAGUAGAAGAACUAAACAAGUCCAAGGAAGAACUGAAGGAAAAUUUAGUUGUUAAAAAUAAGGAAGUACAAAACUUGAUGAACCUUCUUGAAGUUGAAACAUUAGAGAAGCUUCGUAUGGCUGAUAACUUAGAAAAGAUUAUAGAAAAAACCCGAGAAGACGUUGAAGCAAAACAAAAAGAAUGUGAAGAACUGAGAAUAGUGCUAAAGAAAGAAAUGGAAGAGUUUGUGAAAAAGGUAGAAACAGAACAGGCUAAGUCACUUAGUGAGGUUGAACACAAGGCAGCUGAAAAAAUAAAUAAAAUUGAGAAUGAGUGCUCUCAAAUAUUCCUCCAAAAAAUUAAAGAAGUUCAAGAUAAUUAUUCCAGAAAUUAUAUCAGAAGAUCAGACGCCGAAGAAAAAUUAGCCGAAGUGAACAGGUUAAUACACGAAUUAGACAGCCUUAAUGAUGUUGUUACAGGCUAUGAAUCCACCAUACAAUCGUACAAAACAAAAGAGCAAGAGUUUAAUAACAAGGUCUCGGAAAGCCAAGAAAAAGUUAUUGGUUUGAGGAAAGAACUAGAUUCAACUACUUUGCAAUAUUCCGAAGCCGUUAUGGAGAAAACCAAGUUAGCCAAUGAAAAAACAUGGUUAGAGCAAGAACUCAGCAGAUACAGUGCAAGAGACAUGGAACUCAAAAAACAAUUGGCAGAAAUUCGGUCGGAGUUCGAGAGUGUAUCGCAAAAUUACCAAGCUCAAAUUUCUACAUUACAAAAACAAAAAUCAGAGCUACAAGUGAAAAUAAGCGUUUUGGAAUCAAACAACGCGGAAUUACACAACCGCUUUGUACGAACCAACCGUGUUGAACUUUCAGCGACAAUGCCCAAUUUAAGUACUGUCGGUGGGAGAUAUCAACAAAGUGGCGGAUUUCAGAGACAAUUCUCUCAUCCCAGUUAUAGUUCGGAGGAUAAUAUAGAAGAAUGUAUAGGAUACAAUUUGAACAAUUCUGUAGCGAGAAAUAGACAACCGGGAGAAAUGGAUAGACAAGAAGCCAGUGCAUCUCCUGAUUUAGGAAUCGAAAGUGACCAAGGAAGGUUCUCUAGUUUAGAAAUACACCAAAAUAGUAUCAGUAGACCAUUGUUACAGACCAUAGAGCUCACAGAAUCUAUGAACAAUUUGCUGGACGGAGACAAUAAUCCGAUUGAAAAAUCUAAUUGCGAAGACCGCCAGCAUUGCUGCCAACGUACUAUCGAAAUAGCCAACGAGAACAACGAUCUGAAACGUAAACUGUUUCGAAUGAAAAAAGCACUCGAAGAAACGGCCAAUCAACUUCAUUUAGCCAAUCAACGCAAGCGACAAGUGGAAAAAACAAUUUGUAGUCAGAUCCAUAAAACAAGUCAAGUGUUGCGACAGGCAAAGGCUAAUCUCGAUUCCGGUUCGGAAAGUGAUCUUUUAAGGAUGUGAAAAGUACUUUAUAUCAGUGGUUACGUUUAUGCCACAAAAAUGUUAACGUAAAGUUAUUAGUGAAAUGUAUGUAUCUUUUGUUUGAAAAACAUGCUGCCUUUCUAAGAAAAGUUUUAUAUUCCAUGUCAUUUGUCUAUUAAACAAUGUUAUCGCAAGCUGAAUUAUCGAUGGCUACACGUCUGAGUUUAGUGAGAUACUCUUAAAAGAGAAGUUGAAACUUUUAUCAGGUGGUCCCAAAUCUGAAUAUUGAAGCAUGCAAUUUCUUUUUGACACUGUUUUGUGAUGUUAAUUUAUUCUAUUUCAGUGUCGUGUGGUUAUCUGAAAUAAUCAACUCUAUCAAAUAACUAAAUGUUAUUUAUUUUCAAUGCUUAAGAGGCUUAAGAGGUCUGUGGCUAAAAUACAAAUACAUCAUUACAUAUUUCAAAAAUAUACACAUUGUUCAUUUAGGUAACUUCUAGUCUAAUCAUGUUUCUUGUCUACCAAAUUGAUUACUAUUCUCCUCCACUUAUCUCUGUUGAUGAUAUCAAACCAUCUUUUUGUCUUGUACGUCCCUUCUUUUCGUGAUUAGAAACUAUUAUAGAAUCAUAUUUAGCAUCAUGUCAUCCAUUCUUAUCACAUAUACGAUCGAUUUCACUCUUUGUGAGCUUAUGAAGUGUCUGAUGUUAGGUUCAUUAAACAGUACUUCUACCUCCUUAUUUGUUCGUUGUAUCAAAUCUUCCACCGUAUUUUUGCCUCAGUAUAUAGCUUCGGGCAUUUUUCUUUCCCAUAUUUGAAAUUUCUUCGCAUAUGAUUGUUCCUACUUCACGACCAUAAUAUGUCACUGUGAGUCUUAUUACCGUCUUAUAAAUUCUUAUCCUUGUUUUUCUCGAUACUAUUUGGAUUUCAACAGUGAUAUUAAUUUUUUUUUGUUUUCCUGUGCCAAUCUGGUUUUUAGCUCAAAUUAUGUAAGUCCUUCUUCGUCUAUAAUAACUGACAGAUAACUUAAGUAGUUCACGAUGUCAAAUUUAUAUCCCCUUACUUCCUUAGCAUGUGAAAAUAGCAUUCCGAGUAUCACGACUUAUCCUUGUUUAUUUCUCAAUGUUUUAAAUAUUCGAAAUAUAAAUAUAAAAAAUCCUUGUUUUAAAAUAUACGAACCACGAAUGGAGUAUCUUUCGCUUGUAGUAGGUGUUCUCGAUUUCUUUUAGUGUAAAAAAUUGAUUCCUAACUGAUCUCUUAAAUCUAAAUUCUCCUACCUUUGCAUACUCGACAGUAUCUUAUAACAGGUAUCCAACAAAGCAAGUAUUAAUCAGCCAAUCGCGUCCACUGUUGGAUAUAGGCCUCCCUCAGUUCUUUUUAGUAUUCUCUACACUAGUCCACUUGUAGCCAUUUUGUGGGCCUCCAUUCAAUGAUUCGUUUUAUCCACCGUCCAUCUUGUAUUCUAAGUGCCCAGCCCAGUUCCACUUAAGCGUUGUGAUUCUUUCGAUGACGUCUUAAACUCAUAUUCUUUGCCCGAUUUGUUGGUUUAUUAUGUUUCGAAGUCUAGCAUUGCACGUUCCAUGGUUCGUUGUGUAAUUGUUAAAGUCUCUGCUCCAUAAGUUUAUACGGGCAAAACACAUUGGUUAUAAACCUUUCGCUUGAGACCCAUGGGAAUUGCGCUUUUUGAGUAUGGCUAUUAGUUUGCCAAAUGCUGCUCAUGUCACGCAUGUUCGCCUCUGUAUUUCAUGUGUUUGAUUGUCUCUGCCUAUUCUGAUCUCGUGUCCCAGGUAUUUGUAAGUGUUUGUGUGUUGCAUGGUAUUAUUUUCAAUAGUUAUAUUUCCGCUCAUUACGAGAUUUGUCAUAAGUUUAGUAACGACAAUAUAUUGAUAAUACAUCCCCCUUUUUUUAUAUAGGGAAGAACUUACUUACUCCAGUCUUUGGGCAUAUUUUCCUAUUCCCUUAUUCUCUUGAUAAGAGAAGCCUUUUUUGAAGCUCUUCACCUCUAUUUUUUAACAUUUCUGCCGCUAUUAUACCGUUAUUUUAUUUUUAGUCUCUUCUUUAUUAGGUACUUCCAAAAAUGUGUCAUCUUUUUCUAUAAAAUGAUUUUGUUUAUUGUCAGUAGUUUGUCUGUUCAAUAGUUCUCGAAAAUGUCUUUUCCAAAUACCCAUCACUGCUUCUUUUUUACUCGUUAGCCGUCUUCCGUCUACUUUUUUCAUGUAUGUAUUAAAAUUCUAAUAUCUUUUUCAAUAUCUUUAAUCUCUUGGUAAAAGUAAAGACUGUCUUUUUUUCUGGAAUCUUUUUCUAUUUAAUUUAUUCUCUUUUCUCCCAUAUACAUAUCAUAGCAUAUUAUUUUUUCUUCUUUGAUCCCUGUAAUGUUGGUUCAGGGUAUCAUUUUUGUUUAUUAGUGUCAAUUGUCUUAUUCUUCAUCUUUUUUUUAUUUUGAUUGUUUUGCAGAAUGAUGUUAUCAUUUGUUAUAGCUAUAACUUCUUUUGUCCUUCGCCAGAUUUAUUCUACGCCUUGGUUAUCUUCCUGAAAUAAUAGCUUUUUCUUUUAUAUAUUUUCUUUUUGUUUGUUUCAUUUCAUUUUUAUAGAUCAUAUCGUAAUUUUUUCUACGUUUGGCUUUCUCGUUUCUUUAUCCUCUUUUAACAACAUCGUUUAUGUUUCUUUUAUGCUACAACUAUUGUUUUCUUUAUUCUCUCAUACCGUGGGUUUUAAAAUGACUUUUGAUCCUUUUGUUUUUAAGAAUUUGUUUUCCUGAGCUGAGCUUAUUUUUUUCGUAUCUUACAUUUAUAAAUUAUUUGAGUACAUUUGAAUUUGUGUUAUAAUAAUUGUUUUCUAUCAUAUAUUUAUCAUUAAUUUCUAAAAUUCUGUUGUAUUCUUCGUUUCCGGAUAUUUUACUGUGACCACUUCCAACAUCUGCGAUAGCCUAUUUCGCCAGUUACAUUUCCCUGCGCUUAUUUUUUUACAUUGUUUUAUUUCUUAGAUGGAUUAUAGAUUUUGCACACUGUAUUUCCAUAAUGAUAUAUCGAGUUCACGGUUUAUACGUUGCCUAGAAUUAUUUCUUGCUGACGUUUAAUCUCCACUUGCAAUAGCCAUUACCAAAGGCGAUGCGACAGCCGUAACUGCCCCCCAUUAAUUGAGACAGUUGCAGCAUCGCUUUUGAUAAUGCUCACCACAGAAGAAACGUCAGUAAAAAAUAAUUCCAGUAAUUCUCUAUAAACCAUAGGUUUAUGAUAAGGCAUGACUACAAACCACUGGCCGUGAAAGCCUAUUUACAUACCACUGGCCGUGAAAGCCUAUUUACAUAGUUAUGGAGAAUUUGCUAUUCAUUAUUUUUUGUGAUUUUUGUUCUACACCUAGUUAUCAUCUACUCCCUACAUUGUUCUUCUACUUGGAAUAUUCUUCUUGUUUUGCCUUUUAAUAAAUAUAUUACUACUUGUGUAAAGUUUGUAAAUUAAACUUUUAUCUUUUGUAUGUAACAAUAAUCAUCAAUUAUUUUAUCUUUUGAUUUCUGAUUUGGACUUUAGUUUUAAAUAUUUGGUUCUAUCUCUUUAUGACCUAAAAUUCUACUUAAUUUUUUAUCUUUGGUACAUUGUUUGUAAUGUUUGUUCCUUUAUAAUAAAAAUCAAAGAAAGGCAUUAAAUGUUGCAGAAAGAAAUGAUGCAUAAAAUUAAUGGAUCUGUGGCAUAUUUCAACAUACAAUGAAAAUUCCUGCCAUUUAGGUACUUACAUAGUACCACCCUUUCCUUUUAAAUUAUAAGUAUUAAUAGUAGAAUUACUUGUAUUUUGUAUUAUAUACAUAUUUUUAAAUAUACCUACGUUUACAAUGUGAGAUGUGAUAGUUCCUGAAUUUUUGUGCCAAUGUUUGUUCGUUAUUUGGACGUAGUCUGUUAAGGUUACUUAAUGUAAAAAGUAGAAGUUAAAUCAUUAGUUGUUAAUGAAAUCAACAGUAUUUUGUUAUAUAUGUAUAUAUUUUUAAACACUGUGUAUAUAUUGCAACUAUUGAAUAAAUCCUUUUUGAUUUUUGUAAU